Exophiala oligosperma is the source of this 3831-nucleotide messenger RNA. RefSeq lists its product as uncharacterized. Bases 137 to 3565 code for a protein of 1142 amino acids. The record is from RefSeq and is a predicted model, not a curated record. NCBI's taxonomy places the organism in Eukaryota, Fungi, Ascomycota, Eurotiomycetes, Chaetothyriales, Herpotrichiellaceae. The transcript has 4 exons.
CUCCCAGAUACAAACUUCUUUUGAUCGUCCAGCGAUGCAAAUGCUAUGCGACAACUUCGCCAGUUCUUUCGAGCUGCGAUAGUGUAGUUCUUGAUCUUUCCUACCCUAUUCCCACGCGUCAUAAUCACACACCACAAUGGCAUCCAAAACGUCCACCGUUGGCUCCUCGGCGUGGAUCUCUGCUGAGAAGGAAAAUGCAUUGCACCUGCUACAGACCGAAAAAGAGGAGCUCGUCUUCCCGGCGCAACAUCAACUGGAAUGGCUGAAUGAGCAUGUCUCCGAGAUUUUCAAAGGCCGUCAGGUUGAUGUCGUCAAUGUCUUCAAAACACCGGGCAAGCUGAAGGGCAAGACUCCUCGUACUGCGAGGAAGCGCAACGUUCCAGACGCCCGCAUUCCGCUCAGCGAUGUUUUCUCCUCGAAGCCAAUAGCCCGACCCAGUCCACCCAAGAACCCAUCCAAUUACAGACCUCAUUUUGAAAUCGCGACAGAUCCUGUCGAGUCUGCAGCCAUAAAAUCACAGACAGACUCAGGCUACCAUGGCUCUAGCCAGGAAAACACUAUGUUUGACAACAAACAACAUACGCCUCCGCUAGUAGGAGGAUAUGGUGCCAAACAGCCAGAAGGCCCGGAUGAGCUUAUGGACGUCCAGCUGGAAGAUACCACAAAUGCAGAGCACAGAACGACUGAGGGUUCUUUCCACUCCGCAAAGGAAGACCAGACCAUUAAAAUGACGGCAACUGAAGCUAUGAAACAAGACGAAAGCUUGAAAGUUACAGCCAUGCAGGUCGAUGACGGUGGCCAUAAAAUGCCGCAUGAGCAGCAACAAGCUGAUCCUGACCACGACUUUGAUGAAUUGGGAUCUCCUUCGGACGAAUCGACACCGGAUAGACCCUUGGUAAGGAAGAGCAGCUUGACUUUCGCGGCACUACCCGCUCGAGAACCUAUGAAGACUAGCAUUGGUGGUAGAGUCUCACGGACAAGCCACGUCGACCAAAAUCGCCCAAUUCAAGCCAAUGCGGCCCGGCCGCUCGCGCAGACACAUCGUACACAGCAUACAGAUCCCGAAUACCACGGGAACGAUGUCGAAAUGAGAGACGCUGAUGAUGAUGAUGAUGACGACGACGACGAGAAUGUCCAGGUCUUGGGCCAGGAUGACUCUGAAGAAGAUACGCAAACUGCUAAAAAUUAUUCGAAAUCGUCAACAAAAAGGUUACAUGAAAAGAUUGAUAUGUUAGGAAAAGCUCCUGCACCGCGUCCAUCAAAGUCGAUCCCGUCCGCGUCAUCUCUGGCCGCCAUGAGACAACUUGAAGUUGUCAAACCUGAACAAGAAAGAAGCCCCAAUGAUCGUCCAGCAAAUGAUGAUGACGAUGAUUGGAUCAAGCCCUUGACUUCGCCUGAUGCUGCAAGAUCACCUGCCACCAACACCAGAACGAAUCAUCAUGCGUAUGAAUCUGACGAGGAGGAUGACGGAGAGGAAGAGGAGUUCUACAUGCGUGCUCCAGAAUUGGUUGCCCAUGAAGAGAGGAUGAGAACACCUGUGCGGGCAUCUCCUGGCCCAGGCAGGAUCAUGCCGGGAUAUGGCCAUACAAAAUCUGCGUCAACAGCAACCCUGGCUUCACCAGCAAAGGCAGCAAUGGCUGUUCCAGUGAGUCCAGCCAAGUCAAUAUCUGUGUCUAAUCCAGCGCAGGCCACGACCACGCCACAGGGUUCGCCCAGACGGUACCUUGAUUUGAGUGCAUCGAAGUCGAAAUUGCAAUCCAUCAUGAAGACCGCCAAAGGUCUCUUCACGACCAGUGCAAGCGUCUCUGCGGCUGCGAAACUCGAAACGCUGUCUCCAAAUGCGGUGAAAGUGGCAGCACAUGCAAUGCCUGGAAUGUAUCCCAACCUCAACGCCUUGAGGGAGGAUAAACCGUUGCCACCAAGUCCUCCAAAACAAGGAAGAAGAACUCGCAGCUCGACUGAAAGGGAAAAGGAAGAGAAGCGCAAAGAUAAGGAAACGCAAUUGAAACAAAGAAUGGAUGACCAACUGGAACAAGCUCGGGAGCAGGAGCGACGGAAAAUCGCUGAACAAAAAGUCCAGCAGCAUACAGUGCACCCGAGCCGACAUGAGCAACCACCUUGCCCGAGUCCGAAGCGCCAUAUUGACGAACAUACAUUUCACGAGCCCGCCGAGCCUCAACCCACUGCAGGCAGACCUACUAGACCGAUGCGCCCUGGACGAGAGCCACCUGCGAGCAAGACAAAACCAGCACCAGUGUCGAUUCGUGUAGGAACGUUGUCGCAGCGUAUGCCGAACGGCACUUCUCAAGUGCCGCAAGACUCAUUGACUGCUGAGCCCAAAAGACCAGGGCUAACCAAGAAGGCCAGUACCGCGUCUCUGCAGUCAGCCUCGUCUACAACUUUUAAGUCAUCCGUUCACGGGCAACCUCCAAAACCGCGAGCUCUCCUCGCUGCUGAGCGGAAGAAAGAGCAGGAUGACCGCGAAGCCCAGAGAAAGCUCGAGCAGAAACGAGAGAUAGAACGGAAACGAGCAGCUCAGCAGGAAGAGGCUCGUAAGCAAGAGCAGAAACAACGAGCUGAGGCAGAGAAACGAGAGCGAGAACGCAUUGCAGCUGAGCAAGCUAAAAGACAGGCGCAACAGCAAGCCAUCGAGCGUAAACGUCAAGAGGCGGCCCGAAAGGCAGAGCAGCAGCGUUUGGAACGUGCCGCGAACGAGGCUGCUCAAUCGAGACCGCCUUCGCGACUGGCCGCUCAAAAUUCCACUCGCUCCCUGAUCAAUCACCCUCUCCCCACAAAUCCUGCUAAGCCAGCGAAGCGACCUCUGGAAGACGAGGCCAGCCGGCCUCAGGCAUCGAAGUAUGGGACAUCUGGAUUGACUCAAGGUGAUUUGAAGCGAAGAAAGACGGAGGAAGAAGAUGCGAUGGAACCAAUGUCACGACCAGUCGUAUCCGGUGCUCCAAUUCGACAGUCUCAACUCGGCAAGAAACCGUCCAUCUUCAACCACAGUGCCUACACACAAGCACAGCCAUCGAGCCAUCUCAACCAAUUUCCUCAACCUCCGUCUCGAGCGGCUCCACCGCAGAUGCAGCAAUAUGCUACGGGCGGGAGGAUUCCAUUUGCAGAUGCUGGGCCACCAGGCCCUGCCAAGACACCCAUCUCGAUGAUGCAGCAGAAGACGAUUACAACGGUCAAAUCAUCGCCUCAAUAUCCCAAUGGAGAGGCUAUCAACCUGCCUGAGAUCCCAACCGAUUCAGAGGACGAGGAUUCAGAAGACGAAGGCAAUGCCUUUCCCCUACCCGAUUGGGCCACACCGGGACAUCUCACGGAACAGCUGAUGCGCCAAGAAGGAAUGGACGGUGAUGCAGUGUUUGGACCUAUAGCACCACUGAAGAUGGAAGAGAUUUUCUCCAAGGGCAACAAAGAUCGAUUGAAACGACUCCGAGACCGCACGAGCAGCGCCAACUGGACAUUGAGCGGAGACGGUUUGACACUGGAGGAGGUGAGGGCGGAUCGAGAACAGCGAGAACGCAUGAGGCUGGAAGGCGGUUGGAAAUUCGGGCAUUGAGGCUUCUGCUUGAGACUAUAAUGAUUGAUGAAUUGUGGGAUUCUGGAUAGAGGCAAUCCACAGACAAGUUUGGCGAGGCUUGAACAGAUUUGGCCUAUGUACGGAGUACUACAGGUUGUGAUCACGGCGCAAUGGGCGCAACGCAAAAUUAUUGUCUGAUGAUACGUGCUUCCAAACCUGUUUGAUGUGUUCGAAGAUUCCUUUCAGUUGUACCAACCGCAAUUUGUCGUCAGCCGUCAUCGAUUCGAUUACCUACCCGGAAAGCG